UGGCGGAGGUAGAAUUAGAGUGAUAAACAUUGUGGUUUGUUCACACUUCACGUCAUAGUAGAAAGUGUGUGAGGGAAUUCUCUCGUGUUGUUUCCAGCGAAAUUUGAAGCAUAGUUUGAGCUGAAAAUUAAAAUAAAUUUAAGGAUAAAGAUUGGUGAUUUGUCCACAAGGAGAGAGAGAGAUUAGUAAUUUGUGAGACUGUAUUUGUGAGCAGUUGGAAUUCCACACAAUGAAAAUGAAGAAUAUAUGAAGGAGAAACACAGCUGAUCCCAAAACAUUCUUCCAGAACAGCCAUAAUAUUUUAGCAAGCAUAAUAUAUAUAAAGUAUUUAAAACUGCUCAAAGAAACAGAUCCUGUUUUUGUGUUCAUUAGAAGUUUGUUGAUUUUUCAGUCAUAAUAAUAUCAUUGCCUUUACCUGUCACUAGGCAGGGAAUGCACCGUAUGAAUGGCCAUGUUUCCUGUUGUAACUUUUGGGUGUGAAGGUAGGAAAUAUGAACCCGAACAUGGGAAAUCAUCCAGUUGGUAAUGAGGGAUCACAAGGACCCCCACACCAAGAUAACAUCAAUAACCUAACAACUAUGGUUACUAUGCCGAAUUCAACUAUGUACGCCAACUACGCCCCACGUGAUGUAUAUCCAGAUUAUAGUGGAAUGUGCAACCAGAAACAAACCUAUCUUCAUCAACUUUCUAAAGAAAAUGGUGGUGGAGUGUAUGAUGUGCCAAAUAGUAUGUAUGAUCUCACAAGCCCUCAUCAGAUGUCAGAACCAACACUCUCCCCGUCCCCUCCCCCUCCACCACGAGUCUACAGACCUUGUGUCGUUUGUUUAGACAAGUCUUCAGGCUAUCAUUAUGGAGUCAGUUCAUGCGAAGGAUGUAAGGGUUUUUUCCGACGCAGCGUCCAAAAAAAUAUGCAAUACACAUGCCACAAAGAUAAAAACUGUCCGAUCAACAAAGUAACGCGGAAUAGGUGCCAAUACUGUCGCUUACAGAAAUGUUUCUCCACAGGAAUGUCACGAGAAGCCGUACGAAAUGACCGAAAUAAAAAACGUAAAUCAAAACCAGAAAGUUCUAGUAGUAGUAGUUCGACAACGAGUACGACGUCGGAAGAGUUAACGGAAGAUGAGAAUAUGUUAAUACAAGAUAUAUUAGAGGCUCAUAGAGCUACAUGUGAUACGAUACCAGUAUCAGAGAAUGGUGUUAUAGAUAAUAAUACUGAGGAAUCCCCCAGUGAAAAUGGUAAAGAGAAAGAGGGCGGUGAGAAGAAUGGCAGCAAGUUAUGGGAUAAAAUCUCCUUGCUGUCUUCUGGUGGAAUUGUUAAAAUUGUUGAUUUUGCCAAAAAACUGAACGGUUUCUCCUCAUUAUGUACCUCAGAUCAAAUUACCCUUUUAAAAGCUGCUUGUUUAGAAAUAAUGAUAUUACGUUUAAGUUACCGCUAUGAUCCCGAUCUUGAUUCUAUGGUAUUCUCAAAUAAAGUGUGUAUAAAUAGAGAUCAACUAGAAAAGGGAGGGUUCGGAGCUCUUGCUGCAACUAUAUUUAAUUUUGCUGCUUCUCUUAAAUCAAUGAGCACAGAUGAGACAGAGUUUGCUGUUUUAUCUGCUGUUUGUUUAGUUAGUGGAGAUCGCUCUGGUUUAAAAGAAACAGUUAAAAUAGAACAGAUGCAGGAACCAUUAUUAGAAGCAUUAAAACACUACGUAAGAUCGAGAAGGGAAGAUCAACCUCAUGUUUUUGCCAAGAUGUUAAUGAAAUUAACAGAUUUACGUAGCAUCAGUGUCAAAGGAGCUGAAAGAGUUUUACAUCUACGAUUAGAAAAACCAGGAGAGUUGCCUCCAUUAGUGAUAGAAAUGUUGGACAGAGCAGAGAACGUCUGUAUACCAUAAAAGUUGUUAGUUGUUGCUGGGCAACCUUUUAUAGACAUGUACAUAUAUUAUAUAAUUAGACUUCGAAAAA
Molecule: messenger RNA, 1947 nt
Organism: Patella vulgata (common limpet)
Lineage: Eukaryota; Metazoa; Mollusca; Gastropoda; Patellidae
Product: retinoic acid receptor alpha-A
Exons: 11
Coding region: 492-1877 (461 amino acids)
Biological process (GO): retinoic acid receptor signaling pathway; regulation of transcription by RNA polymerase II; cellular response to corticotropin-releasing hormone stimulus
Cellular component (GO): transcription regulator complex; nucleus
Molecular function (GO): nuclear receptor activity; zinc ion binding; RNA polymerase II cis-regulatory region sequence-specific DNA binding
Source: RefSeq, a predicted model, not a curated record